This is a messenger RNA of Pararge aegeria (speckled wood butterfly), 1476 nucleotides long. RefSeq names its product gamma-aminobutyric acid receptor subunit beta-like (gene Lcch3). Gene Ontology annotation, molecular function: neurotransmitter receptor activity; GABA-A receptor activity; extracellular ligand-gated monoatomic ion channel activity. The transcript is spliced from 10 exons. The coding region runs from base 1 to 1476 and encodes 491 amino acids. The record is from RefSeq and is a predicted model, not a curated record. NCBI's taxonomy places the organism in Eukaryota, Metazoa, Arthropoda, Insecta, Lepidoptera, Nymphalidae. Gene Ontology annotation, biological process: chemical synaptic transmission; regulation of membrane potential; signal transduction. Gene Ontology annotation, cellular component: neuron projection; membrane; GABA-A receptor complex.
AUGAGCGCGCAUCGCACGCCGUUCGCGCGUUCAGCUCGCCUGCACGCGCGUCGCAUUGCGCUGCCUAUGUUUUUGCUUUCACUGAUCCUGUCCUUAACACAAGUCAACCUCGAGCGUUCCGUAGCAUCGCAUCGCCUGGAGAACGUCACGCACACCGUGACACGGAUCCUUGACGGCUACGACAUCCGACUUCGCCCUAAUUUUGGUGGCGACCCGCUCUACGUUGGGAUGGAUUUAACCAUUGCUAGCUUUGACGCCAUUUCCGAAGUAAAUAUGGACUACACUAUAACACUUUAUCUAAAUCAAUAUUGGAAGGAUGAAAGAUUGGGGUUCGGCUUGCCAGAGGAUGUAUUGACACUGUCCGGAGACUUCGCUGACAGAAUUUGGGUGCCCGAUACUUUCUUUGCGAAUGAUAAAAAUAGUUUCCUCCACGACGUAACGGAACGCAACAAGCUAGUGCGCCUGGGCGGCGACGGCAGCGUCACCUACGGCAUGCGCUUCACCGCGACUCUGGCCUGUAUGAUGGAUCUGCACUACUACCCGCUGGACAGCCAGAAUUGCACCGUCGAGAUUGAAAGCUAUGGCUACACGGUAUCAGACGUUGUGAUGUACUGGAAAGAGACACCGGUGCGAGGUGUCGAAAAUGCAGAACUGCCUCAGUUCUCCAUUCUGGGGCAUGAGACUAAUGACAGAAAAGAGAAGUUGGCGACAGGCAUCUAUCAGCGGCUGUCACUCAGUUUCAAGCUGCGACGGAACAUCGGAUACUUUGUCUUUCAAACCUAUCUGCCAAGUAUUUUGAUAGUGAUGCUUUCCUGGGUGUCCUUUUGGAUCAAUCAUGAGGCAACUUCCGCUAGAGUUGCUCUAGGUAUCACCACCGUCCUAACGAUGACGACGAUAAGUACGGGAGUGCGCAGCAGCCUACCUCGUAUAUCAUAUGUGAAAGCUAUCGACAUCUACCUAGUGAUGUGCUUCGUGUUCGUAUUCGCCGCCCUACUCGAAUACGCCGCUGUCAACUAUACAUACUGGGGCGCUAGAGCCAGAAAACGAGCCAAGUUAAAAAACCGCGAUCAAAUCUCUACUAGUGCCAGUGUGGAUAAGGAAAUGAAAGGCUCGGGUGGACCCCAUUCUCCAGAAGAAAUCAUAGCACUACAAGAAUAUACUGCAACGACUGGCAGGGUGUCGCCACUGCUGAGCUUGCGGUCGAGACCACUGCCUCCGACCACCGGUGCUCCACCAUCCCUGCGCCUUCAACGAGACUAUUCCAAUUUACGUUACAGGACUCGGCCACAUUCCAGAAGGAACAGUGCCAACAAGCCAAAGGUGAUCCACGCACUCAAACGCGGUGCUACGGUCAUAAAAUCGUCCAUGCCCAAAAUUCGAGACGUUAACGUCAUAGACACAUACUCGCGGGUCAUUUUUCCAAUAUGUUUUUUAAUUUUUAACGCCGUUUAUUGGACCUUUUACAUAUUUGAUUAA